Messenger RNA from Cylindrotheca closterium, 2100 nucleotides. Lineage: Eukaryota; Bacillariophyta; Bacillariophyceae; Bacillariales; Bacillariaceae. The record is from the annotation of a GenBank genome assembly.
AUGAGUAGCUUCCGAAUACUUUUCUUUUUUGUCUUCGCAGUUGAAUCGGUCAAGGCGAAUGCGUUUUUUGAACCGACGCCAACAGAGCCACCAGUGAAUAUUCUAUGGACAGAUGAUGACGUCGUUGUAAAUACGGCAAACACUACAACAACGUCAAUACCAACCACUAGCCCAAUACAGAGUCCACCUCCUCCUACUCUUGCUCCAGUUGUCCCACCUACACCAUUUCCUUCAAAGGCACCUACCAAGAGACCUACAAAGGCGCCUACACAGAAUCCAACGCCAGGCCCGACUCCCUUUCCCACGCCACCUCCGACUCCAUUGCCCACAAAGCUUCCCACUCCAUUGCCAACCAAGAACCCCACUCCGUUGCCAACUAAGAACCCAACCCCAGCGCCCACAAAGGCUCCCACAAAGGCACCAACCCCGGGACCAACUGCAGCACCAUCGCAAAGUCCAACUAGGAGACCAACUCGGCUUCCAUCCUCAGCGCCAUCGAGGAUACCAACACCAAACCCAACCAAGGCUCCAACACAAACUCCGUCUCGAUUCCCAACUGGAAGGCCGUCGGUCUCACCAACCAGAGAGAAUUCUUCCUUACCAACCCCGUCUCCUAGUAUUUCCCCGACAGAUGUUGCAUCUGUUCCACCAACUCAGUUUCCUAGUCAGGAACCAUCCAAAAUCCCGACCACGCAACCAUCCAAAAUGCCAACCAACAUUCCGUCGAUAUCGCCCACUGUAUCCCCGGCGCCAUCGAGCAAUCCAACGACGCCUCAACCAUCUUCGCUGCCAUCGUUUGGUCCAACUAUGCAGCCAAGUUAUGAACCCAGCUCGUUGCCGUCGAGUUCGCCUUCUCAGUCACCCUCUUUACCCCAACAAGAAGUCUUGAUUGUCUCGUUCAUGACGCUUGCACCAUAUCGAUCAACAUCUGUGUUGUCCGGUACUUCUUCUAUCGCAUUUGAACGGGCAACCCGGGAGCAUGUGUUUCAACAAAUUAAGCUGUUGGAUAUUGAACCAGAACUUUUGGAAUUGAGUGUUCAGACUGACAUCAAAACCCAAGUCCCACCGGAGGCUCCCAGUGCGGCCGAUCAAUCGAACGAUGCAAGAUUGCUACAGAACGCCAGGUUUGCAAACAAUUCGCUGAUUGUGGAAUUUAAUGUAUUUGUAACCUUUCGCUCUAUGAGCAACGACCACGAUUUGGAUGAGUUCGUCUUUUCUGCUUGGGAUGCACCCGGUGAGAAGGAAUCAUUUAUCAAUCGCUUGAAAUCGCUCUCUUCGUUUUUCCAAAAUAUCGAGGAGGUCAACGUAGAAGUUGAGGGCUUUAUACCAAAGAGACCUGAUCCAGUCGAUCUUGCUGAAGAUGGACCAGAUAUUGCGGUGAUUGCGGGGGGUGCUGGUGGUGGUGCGCUGUUGCUUCUCUUGUGCGGCUACUUGUACGUCCGAAACAAGAGCGAGAAGGAAGGGAUAAAUGACUAUGAUCAAACCAAGGCAACGACACAAUCUGGUCAAAGAAUAGCGGCCGAAAUUUUGGUGGAACCACAAGAUGAAGUCAGUACGCUUGGUGACCCAAUGUUUGCUCCGGGAGGUAUGCUUAUUGGGAGUCUGGAAAAGGACGAAGUCACUGCAAGUGUCGGCGACGACUAUGACUAUGCCAGACAAUAUCGAAACGAACGGAAUCCAGCCUCACUGGCUGGAGACCGGUCAAGACUAAUGUCAGAAGACUAUACAAAGUCUUCGUCUGUGAAUUCUGCCACCAUGAUGUCGAAACUAGGGCGUAUGGGCGAAUCGCUAUUUGCUGACGAUGCUUCCUUUGAACAGCAAUUCGCUCAACCGGAAGAGCGAUUCGACGUUGUUGCACCUGCUGGAAAACUAGGGAUGGUGAUUGACACACCCAACGGCGGCUUCCCGGUGGUCCAUGCUAUUAAAGACACAAGUGUUCUGUCGGACAGGGUGCGUGUUGGCGACCGUCUACUCUCGGUGGACGGGGAUGACUGUACCGCAAUGACAGCUAUGCAAGUGUCAAAGCUAAUCAGUCUCAAAUCCGAGAAACCUGCUCGUGUUCUUGUAUUCGCUCGCUCUAAUGCGAGUCCAACCGCGUAA